GCUUUCUUCGGCUAGAAAUCUUCCAAAUACGAAGAUGAAAGUUCUAUUAGUCCUGGCAUUGGCUCUAUGUAUAGCCCACGUGGCAGUGGCACAAACAACUGAAACUCCUCCUGCAGAUGACUAUGAUGAUACUACAGAUGAUGCUGCAGAUGAUACGGCAGAUGAUACCGUAAAUGAUACUGCAAAUGAUAACCUAGAUGAUAUUGUAGAUGAUACCGCUGAUGAUACUGCAGAUGAUACUACAGGUGACUCCGAAGAUGAUACUGCAGUAGACGAUAGAGAUGCUGAAGACGAUAUUGGAAGCAGCUCUGAUACCGAAAGCGAUUCCGAUUAUGAUGAGGAAGCAGUAACUGCUGCAUCAAAAGCCAAGAAAAAGAGGAAAGGUGGAGCCAAAAAGAAAAAAAACAAUAAAAAGAAUGGCAAGAAAAAGACAAAACCCAAACGUCGUAAGGCCAACGGUGCCAAAAAUAAAAAAAUAAAAAACAGAAGGGUAAGAACCGAACCUGUUGCUGCUAGGAAGCGGGCAAAGGCUGGGGCCAAAAGACUCAGGCGCUCUGGAUAAAUCAAAUAUUAUUAUUUAAUUGACGUCUUUUUACAGUCUAUAAAAAUUAAAAACAUGUGUUUCGUUGCGUAAAAGAUUGUGGGUUUUACUUCAUUACAGUUUGAUUAGG
Drosophila suzukii is the source of this 671-nucleotide messenger RNA. RefSeq lists its product as uncharacterized. Lineage: Eukaryota; Metazoa; Arthropoda; Insecta; Diptera; Drosophilidae. The record is from RefSeq and is a predicted model, not a curated record.